Messenger RNA from Protopolystoma xenopodis, 267 nucleotides. Lineage: Eukaryota; Metazoa; Platyhelminthes; Monogenea; Polystomatidea; Polystomatidae. The record is from the annotation of a GenBank genome assembly.
AUGACGGACGAAAGCUCGGUAAGGAUUCCACCGAGUCGCAGGGCGGUGCGCCGAGGAUCUUUUUGCACAAAUCUACAACCACCGCUUCAUGGCAACUCGCCACAGCCUGAACAGUGGAGCCAACUUCUUUCACUCGCCUCUUCAAACGAAAUGAAAGCUACUCGGGCAGUUGUCAAGUUUCUUCGGGUGCCGUCUGUGUUAGAGGGUAUGAAGGUGGAGGUAUUCGCUCUCUAUUCCGAAAAACUGGUUGGAGAGGUAUCAGGAUAA